ACACCUUUGGACGCGUGUUGUUGUUUAGUACGCACAACAACAGUUCUUCCGACGAAUUCCUUGAGACUUGUCGCAUCCAUCGAGCAAAAAUGACUGAAAGUAAUAAACAAACCGUUAAAUGGAGAAGGCACGAGAUUGAAGAAAAAAUUGGAUUAGAUCAAUUUAAAAACAACCAAUUAUGGACUGGAAAUUUUUAUUUUGUGGUUGUGGCUGACAGUCAAUUUGGUUACAAUCCUACUGUAUCUACAGUACGAGGUUCUAAAGAUUGGAAAGUAAAAAUGGAUAAAGCUAUUUUUGCAAUAGAUAAAAUUAAUAAAUUGUCUCCGAGACCUCAAUUUUUAGUUGUUUGUGGAGAUUUAGUUAAUGAAAUGCCUUAUAACGAAGCUGUGCUAAAUGAAUUACAAGUAAAUGAUUUUAAGAAAAUUUUCUCAAACUUACAUCCUUCUAUAUCUCUGAUUUGUGUGUGUGGAAAUCAUGAUAUUGGUGAUAUGCCAGAUGAAAAUUCAAUCAACAAAUAUCGUGAUAAUUUUGGCCAAGAUUAUUUUUCAUUUUGGUGCGGUGGAGUACUAUUUUUAGUAUUAAACUCUCAAUAUUAUAAAAACAGUUGUGAUGUCGAAAAAUAUGCAGCAGAACAAGAUCAAUGGUUAACUGAAAUAUUGAGUAAGCACAAGGGUCAAAGAAUAAUUGUAUUUCAACACAUACCGUGGUUUUUAAAUAAAAUAGAAGAGAAAAUUCCAAAAUGCAGUAUUGAAAAAAAUGUUAGCGAAAAAAUGCUUGAAAAACUAUAUAAAGCUGGUGUAUCUCAUGUUUUUUCUGGUCAUCAUCACAUAAACUCAACUGGUUUCUAUAAAGACCUUGAAAUAGUUAUUACUUGUGCACUUGGAGCUCCAAUAGGAGAAGAUCCUUCUGGACUAAGAAUAGUCAAAAUGUAUGAAAACAAUGUUAUACACACAUAUUAUCCUUUAGAACAGAUACCAAGUUCUAUUAUAAAUUAAAAUAUUUAGUAUAAUUUGAAAUUUAAUAGCAUAUAAAUCAAUACAAAUGUUGAUAAAGA
This is a messenger RNA of Melanaphis sacchari, 1054 nucleotides long. RefSeq names its product serine/threonine-protein phosphatase CPPED1-like. Gene Ontology annotation, molecular function: hydrolase activity. The coding region runs from base 90 to 995 and encodes 301 amino acids. The record is from RefSeq and is a predicted model, not a curated record. Lineage: Eukaryota; Metazoa; Arthropoda; Insecta; Hemiptera; Aphididae. The transcript has 6 exons.